Molecule: messenger RNA, 909 nt
Organism: Ylistrum balloti
Lineage: Eukaryota; Metazoa; Mollusca; Bivalvia; Pectinida; Pectinidae
Product: periostin-like
Exons: 6
Coding region: 1-909 (302 amino acids)
Biological process (GO): cell adhesion; extracellular matrix organization
Cellular component (GO): extracellular matrix
Molecular function (GO): cell adhesion molecule binding
Source: RefSeq, a predicted model, not a curated record
AUGGCGUCUUUGUUGUCUGUUACCAUCCUCUUUUAUUCACUAUACUGUGUUAAUGGGCAACACGGUAUUGCUUUGCCAGAACUGGCAUCCAAGAUAGGUGCUACAAAAUUCGCCAAACUUAUCGAUGUGGCAAGUCUUGGUCAGCCGCUGACAGCACCAGGUCCGUUGACAAUGUUUGCGCCAAAUAAUGGUGCUUUUUCUAAGUUAUCACCCGAUCUGAUGAAACUCCUGAACACUAAUAUGACUGAGCUGGUAAAUGUACUGUUGUAUCACGUGUUGAAUGAGGAACUGAGGAUAGACAAUACCACACAAAAUGACAUGUUGAUUGGUACUCUGGCUGGACCGUCCAUCAGGAUCAAUGUGUAUAACGUAUACAUACAUCAGAAACUCAUCCACACGGUUACAACGGUGUGUGGGAAGGCGGUCGUGAGUGCUGAUAAUGUGGCCAACAAUGGCGUUCUCCACGUGCUCAAAGGCGUCCUGUUUCCUCCGCCCGGUAACAUAUUGACAGCGUUACGAAAGUGUCCAGAGCUGACAAUAUUGACUAAAGGUCUUAUAGAUAUAGGACUCACAGACAUACUGGAAGGUGAUGGUCCCCUCACUAUAUUUGCUCCGACGAACGAGGCGUUUAAAAAGCUACCAGGAGACAUGCUGCAGAAAUUGAUGUCAAAUAUGACGGCGUUAGAAGAAGUACUGACGUACCACAUCUGUGAUGGAACUCAUUUCACCCAAGGCUUCAGGACUAAAAAGUAUUCAGAUCUACUGUUGAUGUUGUCGACUGGCUGGGUCGCCGUGAAUGUGACAGACACUUACGCUACAGCAAACAACAUUAAAAUCGCCUACCCAGACAUCAACGUCAGUAAUGGAGUUGUGCAUGGCAUGGAUUCGGUGUUAUUUCCACUCUAUUAA